Anoplopoma fimbria (sablefish) is the source of this 3804-nucleotide messenger RNA. RefSeq names its product dystrobrevin beta-like. Gene Ontology annotation, cellular component: synapse; plasma membrane. The record is from RefSeq and is a predicted model, not a curated record. Gene Ontology annotation, molecular function: zinc ion binding. Gene Ontology annotation, biological process: synaptic signaling. The transcript is spliced from 22 exons. Lineage: Eukaryota; Metazoa; Chordata; Actinopteri; Perciformes; Anoplopomatidae. The coding region runs from base 336 to 2183 and encodes 615 amino acids.
GAGAGAGAGAGGAGUGACUUACUUUCAAAAAUAGUACACUUCAUCACAGCAGCAGCCGGUACAGCAGCGACGGGUGUGGAGGGAGUGAAACAUGGUGGGCUACGGACGUAAAUAACGGGACCGAGACAACAUUAUUUAAAUCAGAAAAGAGGAAACCGCGGCAUACGGCGAGAAAAGAGGAAGUGGAUAUUUCCGCAGGGAAGAAACUGGGUUUAAGUCGCUACAACACGUUACACUGUUGAUGUUGGUGUUUGGACACGAAUACCUGCAGAAAAUAGUCCCGACGUCCCUCAUUGUGGCUCCUCUGUCCUGUGUGACCCCCUGACACAGAGAGGAUGGUGAUGGAGGAGGGGGGGCAGAGAGACAGAGGGAGGGGGACUCCAGCUACAGUGGAAGCAGAGCAGAGACAUAUCUUGGCAGAGCUUGGGGAGCAGAACUUGGAUGCCAUUUGUCUUUCCACAUAUCGAACAGCCUGCAAGCUCAGAUUCAUACAGAAGAGAUGCAACUUGCAUCUGAUCGAUAUAUACAAUGUGAUCGAGGCGGUGCGGGACGCUGGUCUGAACGCCGUAGAGCUGAACGCCGGUAUCUCCGUGACCAGACUGGAGAACUUGGUGUCCUCCCUGUUCAACCAGCUCAGCAAGCGCCUGCCCACCACACACACAAUCAACCCGCGAGAGAGUGCCGUCCUGUUAGUCGAGUUCUUACUGGCUGCCAUUGAAAGUGAUCCUGAAGGCCGUCUGACGGUGCUCUCGGUGAAGGCGUUGCUGGCCACACUGUGUGGAGGGAAACUGAUAGAUAAACUCCGCUAUGUGUUUUCUCAGGUAUCUGACUCCGGCGGCGUGCUGGUACAGUCCAAGUUUGAUGGAUUUCUGAGGGAGGCUCUCAAGCUGCCCACCGCUGCACAUGAAGGACCGUCCUUUGGCUACACACACACCUUAGCACGCUCAUGCUUCCCACAACAGAAGAGGGUGAUGCUCAACAUGUUCCUGGACAUUGUUGCUGACCCUCCUCAGUGUCUUGUCUGGCUGCCUCUCAUGCACCGCAUGGCCAACGUGGAGCAUGUCUACCAUCCCGUGUCGUGCUCCUACUGUCGUGGCAACGCCAUGAUAGGCUUCCGCUAUCGCUGCCUCCGUUGCCGUGGCUACCAGCUCUGCCAGAACUGCUUCUGGCGCGGCAAUGCCAGUGGCUCUCAUAGCAACCAGCAUCAGAUGAAGGAGCACUCGUCCUGGAAGUCGCCAGCGACAAAGCUUGGCCGAGCCCUGAGCAGGACUCUGGGCUGCGUGUCGUCCAGAGAGCCCCCUCAUCCUAUUUACCCGGAGGAACCUGAGAGGACCCUCAACCUCUCCAACAUAGUCCCUUCUCGCCCCAUUGGAAACACCAGUGACGCCAUGUUGCUGUCCACAUCAGUGCCCGAGUCCUCCAAAAGUUUGGCAGCCGCUCGGCGCAUGAACGAGGAACACGCUCUGAUCGCUGCGUAUGUGAAUCGCCUCCAGAGCAGCCCAUGUAGUGUGGACAGUCCCAGCAGAGAAGAUGAGGAGCACAAACUGAUCGCCCGCUACACCUCCCGGCUGGCAGAGACUGACAGUACAGGAGUGAUACCUAAUCGGAGCAUCAACUUUGACGUGAACAAACAGAAGAGGGAGCUCAUUGCUCAGCUGGAAUGCAAAAACAGAGAGAUCCUGGCAGAGAUCAAACAUCUCCGUGUAGAGCAUGACGCAGCGUGCCAGGCCACCACCAACCCGACUCUGCUGGCCGAGCUUCGCCUGCUCAGACAAAGGAAAGAUGAGCUGGAGCAGAGAAUGUCGUCUCUGCAAGAGAGCAGGAGGGAACUGAUGGUGCAGCUCGAGGGACUGAUGAAGCUGCUCAAGGAUGAGGAACAGCGACAGGCAGCGCAGGCGGCUGGCUCUUCUCACGCCUCUCCUUCUCGACCGAGCCCAUCCACCGUCCGCUCUUUAGGUGCUUCAUCUCCCCAGGCUCGCCCUCCUCAGGACUCACUCGCUGGGGUUGGUGGUGACGUACAAGAAGCAUUUGCCCAAGGCCCGAGAAGGAACCUGAGGAACGACCUUCUGGUAGCAGCUGACUCCAUCACCAACACUGUGUCUUCACUGGUCAAAGAGCUCCACUCUGAUGACGUUCGGGAGGAAGAGGAGAGAUUGCUGAACGGGAAGGACAGAGCAGGUUAACAUGAUCGCAGGACAAACAAAAACAGCGGAGUGAUGUUUCAUCACGGCCAAAGAAGACUGACCCUGCUGAGAUUGAAAUGUAUCUUCUUGUAUUUAUCGUUAGCCAAUGGGGAUUAGAACUCCACUACUAGUAAACCAAUCACGAUGCUGGACACCAAACGACCGCUGGGUCCCUACUGAUGUAUAGCUGUGAUUCUUUGAGUGUGUCUUGUCACUGUGGAUUUACUUUUGUUUUCAUUUGAUCAUGCAUAGCUUAACGAGAAAUCUGAAACCUACUGAUUUGUACUGUAGCGCACGUGUGUGUGUGCACGCUUUGCGUUUUCGAGGGUCAAGUAAGUGAUAGGGGCAACGUGAAGUGACAUAAGGAUGUGUUUAGGACAUUUUUUGAAGGAUUAAAAAGUGCAAGAAAGUUUCAGGAUGGAAAUACAGGAUGUAAAUACAGUGGAGAGAAAAAGUAAGAAAAACUUAGGAAAGUCAAAAAGAGGAGAACUGAGUUGUUUUAAGUUUUCGGCACUGUGUGCUUAGUAUUUAUUGCUUGGAUUUGAUUUUUGACAUCUAUUCAUUCAGUUAUGGUGUUUAUGUGUACGUGAGUGUGGUCCAGCCCUGCUGAGACGAUAAGCUUUAAUGGGACGUUUCCUGUUGUAUCAAGCCCGGCUCAGUGCAGGCUGGAAAGCUGAAGUCCCGGUCCUGGUUCAGGUGUCUGAAACCUGGAAGAGAUUAGUCCCAUGGGUGCCCAGCUCAGGUUGUCCAGGCCUCUCUGUGUAUCUCGGUACUGCAGCGAAACGACAGUCAAAGAGGAGAUAUCUGAUUACUGUGUGUGUGAUUGUAUGCGUGUGUGUGAGCGUGUGUUUGUGUGUGUCUUGUGAGUGAGAGGGAAUAUAAAACCAUUUGCUUAAACAGUGUGGCAAUAGAGUAGCAAAGUGGGUGGAGUAAAAACAAAUGGGUUUUUUUAAGUGUCAGUGUUUCCCAACUUUAGAGUUCGGAAAGAAAAAAUUGUUACACAAAAAUACAGUUUUGACUUUCUGUACCGCUGUGAAGAUGCUCAAACUGCCAGUUGCCAAACAUUAUCAGUGCAAUAAAAGAAUGGGGCUUUUAUUUUCCAAACACUGCCUGUCCAAAGUAACUCCUCACACUUUGCUACUCUUUGAUGCCUUUCAAGCAUUCUGUAAAAUGCAGGGGAUCGUGAAGUUCUCUGUGGAUGUCGAACCACAACCACAACCAGCAACCCAAAAACCUUCAGAUCGGUAAUCUGAACCGGGUCAGGUAGAUUUAUUUUCAUGUAACAGAUGUGAAAUGAUUUUAAAACGUUUUAGUAUUUCAGGGUUUUGGUUUUAGCUCAUAGGAAGCUUUACUUAACUUCACCAGCCCUCCAAUUGUUUGACAGACUGCACGCGUCUGUGAUUAUCACAUUUUCAGACUGAAUGACUGUAUGAAUCAUUAAAUAAAUAAAUAAACCCUAGUAUUAAGGUGUGUGUGUGUGUGUGUGUGUGUGUGUGAGAAAGAGAGUGAGAGUGAAAUCAUGACUGAUAGGAUGGCCGUGUUCUGACAUGAAACUGUUAAACACAGCUCUGAACCUGCCUGAGCUGACUCAGUGUGUUUCAUCUGCAAUAAAUAUUAUUUA